This is a messenger RNA of Epinephelus fuscoguttatus (brown-marbled grouper), 14821 nucleotides long. It is a transcript of the gene ncoa1, whose product is annotated as nuclear receptor coactivator 1. The transcript has 22 exons. Lineage: Eukaryota; Metazoa; Chordata; Actinopteri; Perciformes; Serranidae. Gene Ontology annotation, molecular function: protein dimerization activity; nuclear receptor binding. The record is from RefSeq and is a predicted model, not a curated record. Gene Ontology annotation, cellular component: nucleus. Bases 868 to 5403 code for a protein of 1511 amino acids. Gene Ontology annotation, biological process: cellular response to hormone stimulus; positive regulation of transcription by RNA polymerase II.
AAUGGCGGAGAGCAGAGACCAAAGCGAUAACUUGGGUUUGCAAACGCGAGUGCGCCGUCAUUGAAACGCAGAUACCACCCACAAGUGAUCCUCGGAGUUCCUUACGGUUCGCCACUGCCGAUGGGAUAUAAGUCGGACGCAGCGACAAAGGGAUUUUCGGAACAAGGUUUGGAUUUAGCGAGCUGGUUAGCUAGCUAAGCUAACCGUGCUAGCAAGCCUGGCGUUAGCUAGCUCCAAGUCGUGUGUGUGAUUUUAACUACGCAGGCUUGUUUGUCAACAUAAGCUGACGUUAAAUUGCUAGCGAGCCAGCUAACACGCAACUUUUCUUUGCCCGGUUUCCAAGCGAACCCACUCGGGUUUACAACAUGUUUGCCACAGCUCACCGCAAAAUUAUUAACCCUAAGUAACAGGGGAUAAAAAAAAAGUCAAGACAUCUGACUAUCCUUGACUCGAGCAGGCACUAAGUUAAGCUGGUUAGCUAAAGUUAGCUAACUGGCUUGUUUCACGCAAGCUGCCGUCUGCAUGGGAAUUAAUCAUCCAGCGUGACAACUUACAGCAGGACCCCGUGGGCUCUUUCUCGUUAUAUACAAAUUAAACGGACAACUAAACAGUCAGAGGCCAGCAGGCUUCUCCCCGCACCUGGGAUGGUGCCAUGUGACAGAGCGGCCGUGGAGCCAUAACCCAGCCACCACUACUGCUCCAUCACUUUGACUCCAAGCUGUUUGGCCACCACUGAUUUCGCCACCGGCCCCCCUCCCAGUCGCCCCUGCCUCCCUUUAUCUUUGCUCUGAGCCCUGGACAAGGCCGACCACAGCCAACACAUGACUCACCCACUGGAGCCCUAGAUCAAGUCAGUUAAAGCUGAAAAUGAGUGCAGUAGGGGAAAAUCCCCUGGACCCUGCCACGCCAGAGUCACGCAAGAGGAAGGGCUCACCAUGCGACACAUCAGGGCAAAGUGUGGAGAAGCGGAGACGGGAGCUGGAGUGCCGCUACAUCGAGGAGCUGGCUGAGCUGCUGUCAUCCAACAUGGGCGACAUUGCCAGUCUCAGUGUCAAGCCUGACAAGUGCCACAUCCUCAAGAGCACCGUGGACCAAAUCCAGCAGAUGAAACGGCGUGAGCAGGAGAAAGCGGCUCUUCUGUCUCCCGAUGAUGAGGUGCAGAAGAGCGACAUCUCCUCCAGUAGCCAGGGGCUGGUGGAGAAAGAGGCACUGGGGCCCAUGCUGCUAGAGGCCCUCGAUGGGUUUUUCUUCGUCGUCAACCGGGAGGGCCGCAUCGUCUUUGUUUCUGAGAACGUGACGAGUUACCUUGGGUACACCCAGGGCGAGCUGAUGACCUCAAGCGUCUACAGCAUCCUCCAUGUGGGAGACCACAAUGAAUUUGUUCGCAAUCUGCUGCCCAAAAGCCUCGUGAACGGUGUGCCGUGGCCACAGGAACCUGGCCGAAGGAACAGCCACACCUUUAACUGUCGCAUGCUGAAGAGGCCACCGGAUGAGCUGGAUUCAGAAAAUCCGGAGGCUCGGCAGCAAUAUGAGAUCAUGCAGUGUUUCACUGUGUCCCAACCACGGACCAUGCAGGAGGAGGGAGAGGACCUGCAGAGCUGCCUGAUCUGUAUUGCCUGUCGGAUACCUCGCGCCCAGCCUUUCAGCACUGAGUCUUUCAUCACCAAGCAGGACCCCACUGGGAAGAUCAUCUCCAUAGAAACUAGUGCUUUGCGAGCAACAGGCCGGCCUGGCUGGGAGGACCUGGUCAGGAAGUGCAUCUACGCUUUCUUUCAGCCGCAGGGCAAAGAGCCCUCCCACGCCAAGAAGCUGCUGCAUGAGGUGAUGACCCACGGCACCGCCAUCAGCCCGUUGUACCAUUUCACGUUAAGUGAUGGCACCCCGCUCAGCGCUCAGACCCGCUGCAAGUUCUGCUGCCCCCCCAACCCUGACGUACAGCCCUUCAUUAUGGGCAUUCACACUAUUGACAGGGAACACAACACUGCUAGCUCUCAGGAAAACACUAACCCCAGCCUUCCACCGACCCUCGGCAGCCUUGCCCAAACUCCCUCCCGCUCCCCUUCCCUUCCUCCCGGCAGCAACUGGACCCAAGGCUCAGGCCUCGCCUCCUCGGGCCUUCACCCCAACAACACCAACACCUCCCCCCACGGACAUAAUCCAGCCACACCCACAGGCUACCUGACGCCCAAUCGGACCUGUCCCCAGCAGGUCAACAGCCCCUCUCCUUUGAGCAGCCCACUCACAGCCACCCCUACCUCUUUUAUGUCGCCCAGGAUGCCACGGGCCAGUCCUGGGUUAGGGGGAAGUCCUCGGGUACCGGGGAACCCCUUCUCUCCUUCCACACCAGGCCUCCACUCCCCAGCCGGGGAGCUAAGUAGUGGAGGCAGCCUCAACAGGCAGCAGUCCGGCGGCGAUGGUAGUAGUGGCGCCAGCGGUGGGUCGACGGGGUCCUUCUCCCUGUCCUCUCCUGUCCUUCAGAGACAAGCCAGUACACCCACCGGCUCCUCUACUCGGCCUCCAUCUGCAAAAGAAGGAGAAGGGGGGGGAGAGGACUCUGGUAAAGCCCCCCUUCCUUCUGCCUCCCAGCUGGGUAACCCCAGACUCAGUCAGCUCCUGGAUAGCAAUGGGACGGGAGCUGAAUCCAACAACAACAGAAUCCACUGCACCUCAUCACCUCAUCCUCCGAACCCUCCUCCCGCCCCUCAGUGCCCUGCCUCACACAGUACUCUAACGGAACGACACAAGAUUCUGCACCGGCUGCUGCAGGACACCAGUCCCAAUGACACCUCCACCACCAGUGAGGAAGGACUAAACAAAAAUGACAUUGAGAUCAAGAAAGAGCCGCCUGCCAGUCCGGCUCUGACCGCAGCACCUCCAAAGUCCGGCUCCGGCUCAGGCUCCAGCUCCAGAGAGCCACAGGACCACCAACUCCUCCGAUUUCUCCUGGACACAGACGAAAAGGACCUGGGGGACCUGCCACCUCCAUCUGCUCUCAGCCUGCAGACGGUUAGAGUAAAAGUGGAGAAGAGAGCCAGCGUGGAUGGAGUGCCGUGUUCGGGGUCUGCCGCUGCAGCAGGAGGUGCAUCCAAACCUGCAGGAGUUUGCAGCAGUUCGGCGUGCAUCAGCCCAAAAUCGAGCCCCAUCGGAGAGAACCGUCGAGACAGCCGCAGAGACAGCCGAGACUCCACGAUGUCUGGUGGCCCUGUUGACAUGGACCCUCUCACCCAGCUGCUGCCUGGCCUGAGAGGCCCGAGUGGGGCCAAGCAGGGCAGCGAGGAUUCAUCCACCCCUGGAGGAGGCCCCCAGCUCCACUCUCCAGCCCCUCAGCCCCCAGCUCAACUCCAGUCCCCCUUGCCUCAGCUCCAGUCCCCUCUGUCCCAGCCCCAGUCGCUUCCCCAGUUGCAGUCUCCGUCGCCCCAGCUCCACUCCCCUUCCCCCCAGCUCAAACUGCAGUCACCCACUCAGCUCCAGCCCGGUGAGGCCAGCACUCCCCGCAAUGUAAAUGUGAAGAGAGAGCCUCCAGGCACUCCUAACAGAGGACUCAGUGAUGGCGGCCCGCCCUCCGGCUGCAACCUCCAGAGUCAGUCAUCCUUUGACUUCUGCAGCCCCCCGACUCCAAGCCAGACACAGACCCAGGGCCAAGGAGACCCCUUCCAGACCCCGAAAGACAGCAGCCCCUUUCCAGAGGCAGAAAUUAUCAACCCAUUCAGUUCAAGCACUGGCCUGUCCAAGAUGGAUGUGGGAGAAUCCCAGUUCCAGCCUCUGGCUCUGUCUGACACCUUGUCCUUCGAUGGUCUUGGAACCCCUUUACAAGCUCCCUUGGCAUCACCACAAGAGCAGUGUGUGCCCUGUACGCUGGAUGAAGUGCUGGGCCCUCCGACAACCCCCGAGGGCCGCAACGAUGAGAAAGCUCUGUUAGAGCAGCUCGUCUCCUUCCUGAGUGGGACUGAUGAGAGUGAACUGGCUGAGCUGGAUAAGGCCCUGGGUAUCGACAAACUGGUGCAGGGUGGCUGUUUUGACCCCUUGCCUCAAAACUUCCCGACCCAGCAACCCACUGCCACCCCAGGUUCCAUGGACCCUAAACUCCCUACCUACCCUUCCCAAUUCACACCAGCUCCACAAGCUCAGUUUCCUCCAGAGCUGGCCACAGUGGUGGGGCCACAGGGCCUGGGGUUCGGAGCCCCCCGAGCAGCUUUUCCCGGCAGCACGGCGGGCGUCGGGCUGAGGCCGGGCAUGACGCGACCGCAGGGGAUCGGCACUCAGCUCAGGCUGCCACCCAAUCAGCUGCGCCUGCAGCUGCAGCAGAGGCUGCAGGGCCCACAGCAGCUCCAGAACAGGAUGGCAGGCAUGAAUCCGUUUCCUGGAGGAGCCCAGCAUGUGAACAUGGGGAUUCGUCAGGGGGUCCAACAACCUCAGAUGCCCUCUCAGCAGCCUCCGCUGAAUGCCCAGAUGCUGGCCCAGCGUCAGAGGGAACUCUACAGCAUCCAGCACCGCCAGCGCCAGCUUUUCCAGCAGAAGGUCAUGCUGAUGAGACAGAACAUGGCGGGCGCUCCGACUGGAGCCGUGGGGCCCAUCGGAACUGCCAGGGUCCCGAAAGGUCCCCCAACAACGCCUCAACAGCAGCAGCAGCAGCAGCAACAGCAGCAGCAGUUCAACUUCCCACCAGGGUACAACCCGUUGACGGGAAAAUCCCCUACCUCACCAAGUCACUUCAGCCCCAUGACCGGGGGCCCCCUGGACAACAAGCUGCCCGGCAGAGUUCCCCUGAAUAACCAGACGCUGUUGGGCGGCGUGCAGGGCCAGUUCAGCAGCACCGUGAACUCCUCAUUGCAGCAGGGCCUGUUUCAGCAGUUUGGAGGGUCUGCCAUCACCCAGCCAGACCCAUCUUUCCCUGCUGAGAUGAGCCCGACCAGCCCAUUGUUGUCACCUCAGAACUCCACCUCCCAGAGUCCUCUGCUUCAGCAAGCCCCACCCCCUGGCUACCAAUCACCAGAAAUGAAGAGCUGGCAACAGACAGGCAUGGGCAGCAACAGCCUGUUUAGUCAGUCAGGACAGAGUGCAGGGCAGGCUUUUGGCCAGCAGGGGGUUUACAACAAUAUGAGCAUCACCGUCUCCAUGGCCGGGGGCUCAGGUGGUGUCGGCUCAUUACCUCCCAUGGGGCAGCCGGUUGGCAUGAGCAACAGUAACCUCAGCAACGUCGGUUCAGUGUGCAGUGACCAGCAGGUGCAGCAGGUUCAGGUGUUUGCAGACGUCCAGUGCACAGUGAACCUGGUUGGCAGUGACUCCUACCUGAACCAGGGCUCCAUCGGAGCCACGGCCUCCCAGAAGGGCCCCGGACCGCAGGGCUCCCAGAACAACCAGGCCCAGCAGAAGAGCCUCCUCCAGCAGCUGCUCACCGAGUGACAACCCACAACCCUGUUCAGCUAUCCUAUACUCCCUCUACUUCUCACUUCUACGCCUCCUCCUUGGAGGUCGGUGCACCAGACCCAUUGCUGUCUCUGUCUCACCUUUUGGAUGGAUGGAUGGAUGUUUGGACGACCACACAAGUAGGCUCGGAGGGGUUUGGCUGCUGGUGGAGUUACGCAGCCUGCCCAUGUCUGUGCGGAGGGGAUUCAGGGCUGGUUGUCUUACCGCCCAGUACUUUAAGAAAAGACUCAAGUCAGAAGGAGCAGCAGUGUAUUUAAACCUGCCUGUCUAAUCUGUCUGACAACCUGUCUGUCUGCCUCAGCCUAUUAAAGGCAGUGUUGUCUUGCUGCUCAUUCCUUGGUGACCUACUUCCUGCUUCCUGACCCAAGAAAACAACUGCGACAUCAUUGUAGAUUUGCCAAGUUGUCGUCACUGUCAAAUCAGGGCCGGCCUCCUUUUUUUUUCUUUUUUCUUUUUUUUUUUUUUGCCUUUCGUUUUUUUGUUUUGUGAUGGGAUGGUUUCUGUCAGGCCGUCGCAGCAGCAGUGCAUCUUGGGAGCAUGAGUUGCAGCAUACAGCUGAGCUCAUCAUUUAAAGUGUGGGAGUAUCCCACACAGCAGUACCUCUGGCUUUUUAUUUUUGUUUGUUUUAUUUUGUUUUGUUUUGUUUUUUCCUCUACCUGUCUCUCAGCGAUGUGGGAAUGUUAAGGUUUCAGACCUCUGUGGCAUUGUGGGAUAGAAGCUCAGUAUCAGCUGGUUCUGUGACUGUCUCUCUCUAUCAGCUACAGUGCCUGGUGGAAGUUUGAGUUUUUCCCAAGCUCUGCUUCUUCUUCUACAUAUUAUUCUAUUACGUCUUCUUGUUUUUAUUUUUAUUUUUAUUUUUUGGGUUGAAUUGUUUUGUUUUAAAAAAAAUCUUCUGCUCUCACCGUCGUCAUCGUCAUCAUCAUCUUCACGAUCAUCAGAACAAGCUUUGACAACAGCCAGAAUGGAUUGACGGAUGGAUGGAUGGAUGGAUGGAUGGGAGACAGACGGGAUGCUGCUCAGUUUGGAACUUACGUGUCUUUCUCCCCCCACCCCCCCCACCCCACCCCCCGGGAGGAGGUUUUAUUUUUAUUUUUCUCAAAGUAUAAAAAAAGAGACUGUUAUGAUUAUUUAACUGUCUGUCCGUCACAUUUUACCCCUCACCUCAGCAGCUGUGAAUACAGAGCCCUGUUGGGUUCUUUCUUUCUCUCUUUCUCUCACUCUCUCUGUGUAUCUUUCAUGCUAUCUCUCGGCCUAUCAGUGUUGUUUGCCAUGUGCACCAUGCAGGCGGGUAGUAUUGUACAGUACAGAAGGACAAAGACUUGGGGGUGAGCUCACUCUUCUCUUGUAACUGCUUUCCUCUAAAAAAGAAAAAAAGUGUAAUUAAUUGAUUACUCAGAACAGCAAAACUAUGUAUAAUGUGAUUCGAUCCAGGUUUCUAUUUUUUUAAAUUCUAAUAAUGUCAGCUCAUGGUUUUUGAGAUUAUUUUUUGGCAUCAUGAUAUUGUAACACCGCCACAUGUUGCAGUGGAGGAGGGAGUUAUUCCAUCUUCUGAAAUGUGAAAAGAAAAUUUUAAAAGCAAUUGAUUAUGAAACAUAGCUAGAAUCUACGCUCCCUUCGACAUCUCAUCCAGUGCUACAGGAAGCCACGAAACUUUCCGAAGAAUAUUAAAAAAAACGGGGUUGGAUUACUUUGCUUUCUCUUGUGGUAACCAGGGAGCUAGUUAGCCAUCUUUUCUUGCUUUCUCCUCUUUUUUUAUUCUUAUGUAUGUACAAUACUUUGGAGAAAACUUCUCACACAGUACAUGUGUUUGCAACCAUUGUAUAAAAAAAAGCAUAAUGAUACCUUAAGCUGCGUUCUUUGCUGUGAUUACGUGACCUCUGGUGAUGCUAACGGUACUGAGCUGCAUUGACGUUGCGCCCGUCGUCACAGCAAAAACAGCGCUCUUUCUGGAUAUUGUUCCUAUAUAAUGACAUUUAAGUAGAGGCUUUAGUAAUAGAAGUUCCUAACACAGAUGUGAUGGAUAAUUCAUUUAAAGCUGUUAUGAAAUUGAAUCAAAACAGGAUGGGUUGAGUCACCAAAAAAAGAGAUAUUAUUUUCUUCUGCAAAACCUGUUUUAUCAGUGUUCUUUUGUUUUUGGGGAUUCAACCCUCUCCUCCGUCCACCUCUGGUUCCCUGAUGAAGACUUCACUCCACUGGCUAAACACACAUGCAGUUUUCUGUCGACUACUGUUGCUCAGUCAGACACUGUCUCUCUCAGCGAUAACAGACCUCUGUUAACUAAAAAAUGUGCUACUUAUAGUACACACUCUACCAGGAAGUUAGAAAAAGGAAAAACCCUGCCGAGACAUUGCCUCUAAAUAUUCUUUACAUGACUCAAUUAAUGUAAAGAUGUCGGGUGUAAGAAAUACCUGACACACUCUACCCAAAGGUUUGAAGUGUAGGAUGCUAUAAGGACUGAAGUCACACAUGUUUUGUAUCAGUCUCUCUAAGGGAUGUUUUGAAUCUUUUGAAGUGAGGCUGUAUGAGGUACCUAUCCUUAGUUAGUGUAUUGCCUAUGGUAGACGUCAGCCAGCACGCCCCCACUUUGGAGAAGCAGGCAGGAGUACCGCCACAGUGAUGGCAGUGUAAACAGCCGGAAUAAAGACAGUUUAUUUGCCCCAAUUCUGAGGCAUCGUUUAUCCUGAGUCUCAGCCAAGUCAGGCAACCAGGUGCAGCCCAACUUAUUUUUUUCAGCAUACCAAGUUUGGGCCGAUGCUAGGCUAAGUCAUUUUUUGGUUCCAGUGACAGCAAUGUUGGCAGCCGGAAUCAGGCCAGGUUAUUUGGCUUGAUUCUGGGGCUUGAUUCAUCCUGAGUCUCAGCCUAGGAUAGACACCGGAAGCGGCCCAACUUAUUUCUUUCAGUUGGCCAAGUUUGGAUCCAUGCUGGACCGAAUCAUUUUUGACAACAGCCUGGUCACAGCAGUGUAGGCAGCCGGAAUCAGGACAGUUUAUUUGCCCCGACUCUGAUCCGUCAUUCAUCCAAAAUCUCAGGCAAGUCGGUGCGCCAAGUUUGAGGCGAUGCUGGGCCAAGUUAUUUUUGAUGACAGCCUAGUGACAGCAGUUUUGGCAGCCGGGAUCAGGCCAGGGUAUUUGGCUGUCAUUCUGGGACAUCGGGGAUGUCAUUCAUCCCGAGUCUCAGCCAAGUCGGGCAACUGGGUGUGGCCCAACGUAUUUCUUUCAGCGUGCCGAGUUUGGGCCGAUGCUGGGCCAAUUCAUUUUUGAUAACGGCCCAGUGAUGGCAGUGUCAGCAGCUGAAUUUGUGACAGGUUUUUGGCCUGAUCCUGGGGCGUCAUUCACCCAAGUCUCAGCAAUACAACAGCUUCAGUUCCCUGUCUGAAAGGGCUGUCUGCAUCACGGUAAAGUGGUGAAAAUAGGACUUUUUUAUUUAACUUUCUAUAACUAAAAUGUGUUUGGUUGCUGCUCCAGUCAACAGCAGUUCUUUGCUUAGCUUCCAUGGCGGUACUCUUGAAGCUCCUCCAAGCACUAAGCGUGCCGACUGACAUCUAUUUUAUUUAAUAUGCCGAUUAUGGUUAAGUACCUCAUAGAACCCCACUUCAAAAAAUCUAAACCAUCACUUUAAGGCCUUUCUACACAGGAGUAAUUUUAUCAGGGAGCAUCCAGUGAUCUGUACCAACCACAAAGGUCCUCUUCUGUCAAAUCUGCCACGUCUCUACUCCAGCACAACAUCACAUGUUCCCUGAUCUACUGUGUGAUUCCUCGUUCUUGGUUCAUUGUUUCUCUCUUCCUUGUGUCGUGGAAACUUGGGGACAGUAGUGGAAUCUGUGGAGAGGGUUUGUUUUUGUUUUUGUUUGCACACAGCAUAGACCUCACAUCCCGAUAUUUGUUUCAUCACCUCUCUGUAAAUGCAACUACCUAACUCAUCACUUAAAUUAGGUCAACAACAUUACAGUCCACUUCAGUGGAAUAGGGCUUUCCUGUGUACUGUUUUUAUUUUUACAGAGAUACUUUUACCAUAUGCAACAGAUAUAGAGGGAUAGUAUGCAAGGUCAACAUUCCACCCACCAACUCUUCGAUGUUGUAUGAUGUGAGAACCACUUUGUGCUCCGCUGAAAAGCUCUGUGUGUGUAUUUGUAUGUGUUUAUGUACAGAUCCAAACAGAGGCUCAGGAACAGUCGUUAAUCUUUCUUAAUAACUUUAAGUCCUAAAUGCAGGAAAGUUUUCCUCCUGGACUCAAAACAGAAUUUUCAAAACUGAUUUACCAAUGGGUUUCUAUUUUUUCUACUUCUACAUUUCUGUGUAUGUAUUUAUUACAAACCAUCCAUAGAGCGUCUCUUUAUUACCUCAUUGUUUUAUCGGACAGAAAUUCUGUGUUAUGUUCUUUCCUUUUGACCAUGUUUUCACACUGCGAGCAGCUUUUUUGAUCAGAAAAACCCUGCAAAUGUUUUUGCUUUAUCUGUUUAACAUUUGGCAGUAUAACAUGGUUUUGAUUCAACGAUGCUGGCUAUCAAGCACUUCUUAAAUUGAGAAUGAGAGAAAUUAACAACCGGAGAAAUUUUUACAGGAGAAGCUAGAAUAUGAAUCUUGGUCCUUUUUGGUGACUAAUAAUAAUACUGAUCACGAAAUGCAGCACAAUGUGCUUUAAAAGAAAGCCACUAUAAGGACUGAGUGCUUCCCCAUGAAAAUAGAAUGAACAUGAAACAGAGUCUAUUCAUAACAUCAUGGAGUUGUAAAACUAUAAAUGAUAAAAUCGAGUAAGAUUUUAAAACGGUUGCAGCAGGGUGACGCGUACAUGGAAAGUAAAAGUGUAAAAAGAAAGAGUUUCAGACCUGUAUUAGGAAUAUGAGAGCUAGUUAAAGGCUAAUGUGUUUAUAGAUUUCUUUUAAAAAAUUUUAGCGAGCUAGCUCCCCUGAUCAAUAAGUAGUGUUCAUAGCUUUGGGCCGUCAUUGACAAAGGCUGCAUCCCGAUCGUCUUCCUUAUUAACUAAACUUAAACAAUCAAAAUUUGGACACCAAUGCAGUAGUAAACUGAAUCCUACCUGCAAUUUACUUCAUUAAAGGACCCAUAUUGUCACUUUUUAGACAAGAUUCGAUUCCACUUUUGGUCUCUGAUGAUCAGCAGUUGUACUUCCCUUUAAGGAGUUGGAGAGGGACUCAGAAAGCAAAGCAAGGACAGAGUUUCAUAAAACAACAGUCAAUAGAGUCUGAGGCUUUUGAUUGCCUGCACUUAGAUUAAUGUCCAUUUUAGCACUUAGGGCAGUGUUCUCAAUCGUUUCAUGUCAAGGACCCCUGAAUUAAUACGCUGUCGGUCACAGACCCCCAUUUGAUAAGAUUUUAUUUCAGGCACCUCCAUCUGAAAGGAUUUUGGUUGUUAGGUCAGAAAAGUCUUACUCACAUUGGACUUACUUUAUAGUGAAAAUAAGCUAUUCCCCCUGGAACUCCGUCAAGGACCCCUGGUUGAGAAGCACUGUACGAGGCAGCACUGUUAUACAGAAAAAGAAAGCCCAUUAGAAAUCUGAUUUCCAAUUGGUGACAAGCGUCUUGAGUAACUAACCUUGUCAUGUUGCUUGUUAUUAUAGAUCAGGCUUCUCACAGUGUGAACUCACCAGUCAGACGCUCCUGUGCCGCUGUUUGCUCGAUGUAAAAUACUCUAAAGAGACAGAAGCUCAGCACAAAGUGGAAGAAUGUUUCUAUUUCUGGAAGGAUUAUGCCAGUCUCAGCCUCCUCUUGUUUAUCUGCUCUGAUGUUUUCACACAUACAGUAUUGACACCCCCCCCCCCCCCUUUCACUUUUCUGCGUGGAAUAGGCAUUCCUAUGGAAACAGUUUCCUCUACAAAACCCUGUCAACUGCAGAAACAGCAACUGUCAGCUUAUCAAAAACAUGCCAAAUACAACCAAUGUAAUCUUUUUUUUUUUUUUUUUUUUAAUGUUAUGAAACAGCCAUUCAACGGAAAACGACAGUCCCUCCUUCCUCACUACAAUUAACAGGUACAAGGUUCUUUUAUAACAUUGGUUUCAAGAUGUUAACAUAAUGUAUAUAACAGAGAAAUGUGAAUAUGUAUUUGUUCAGAAUCAACAAAAAAAAGUAGUGCUCCGAGUUUGUGGUAAAAAAAAAAAAAAAAAAAAAAAUCUAAACAAAAAAAAAACUACUCGCCUCAGUCAUGUUUUUAUUUUAUGUUUUCUACUUUUUUAUUUUUCUGAUGAUGUAUGUAUGUAUAUGACUAUCAGUGAGUGUGUAUGUAUGUGUGUGAUUAAUACUGUAUAUCUGGUGUUCUCUAAGAUGGAAAAGUGGAAGAUGUCCUGGUUUGAUUCUUUUCUUCUUUUUACUCUUUAGACCCUGCACAGUACCUGUGGGUGUUUCAGAUAACUAUGCCAGAGAAUGGUUUAGCGACUGCUGAAUGUGAUUUUACUGAGAGAGAAGCAGUGUGGACUGGCUUUUUGUACGGGUUAAUUUAAAAAAAAAAAAAAAAAAGGCCAUAUUAUUUAAUUUUCUCUGUUGUCAAAAGUUUAAGCAGAUCUGGGAGAGUGGAGCCUUGGUUUUAUGGAGAAGCAUUGCCUGGUUGUUGUAAAUGAGUGGGCUUUUAUUUUUUUAUUUUCUAACUGUCUGACUGAUGUAGCCUUUUUUUGCAUUUGUCAAUAGUAAAAUGACCAAAGCUUCAAGAUGUUUGAUGGAUAUCAUAUGCAAAACCUCAUCAUCACUGGACAAGACAUAAUGUAGCGGCCCUUUUAUUUUUUGUCAAUUUGGAUUUCUCACACAGCGACAUUCUGCUGCUGUUUGUUUUGCAUGUUCGUCUUUUCCUUCGCUCGUUACUUUCUUAGACACAAUCUGUCCUUUAAAGCAGCCUGACGUCGGGUCGCUUUAGAGACGUCUCCACUUUGCCAAUGAGGUCUUUUUUGUGCCUGAAGUGCUAUCACUCGUUUACAGGAAGAAAAGAAAACAUUGCAACCGAUAGCUAUGCACCUUACUGAAACAAGCAUUUCCUCAUGUUGACUUAGGUAUGUAGAAUUAACACUGGAGCAACACUAAAUCAUUAAUUUCAUAGGCAAAGUAUUUGUAGUUACUUUACGAAAACAAUGAAAGCCCCUUCAGUUAGCGUAGUGAAUUUAGUUGAUCUCUGAUGACCUCUCUCAGCUUUUAAUCGCAUUCUUGGAAAAAGAAAAGUUUUUUUUUUUUUUCCAUUAACUGAAUACUUUAUACCAAACUUAAGGUGCCUCGUGUAUAUACUUUCUGCAGUAAAGAUUGCUCCUUUGCUGUUUAACAAUAAUAACCUUGUUAACCAGGGUUUUUUUAAACCUUUUUUCACCUUUAUAAAAAAAAAAGUUUACUGUAUUUUAAAUGAACUUUUUUACACAAAUAGAAGAUUAAUCAAAUUAUUCCAGGAAUUUGCAAAUACAAUCUAAUUUUGCACUUUAUAUCAGAUUUACUUGGAGUGACAAGGCCAUCAGAAACUGUCUCAAUCAGAUCAGUAUUUGGAGAUAGAAUAAGUCCCCUGAAUGUACCAAGAAAAUUAUUGACUAGCUCAGGUUCUUUAUGAAGAACUUGACUGUAGUGGAUACCCAUUAUCCAAAUGACGACUAAAAAUUGUACACACUUUACCUUCUUUGUAAUGUAUCUCGUGUCCCUUUCUUUUUCUGUCUACACCAACCAAUCCUCAGUAUUAAUACUAUGCCAAUCUUCUUCAGGUGACCCCCCUCCACCCCUUCUCUUCCUCUCUGCGCUGUCAGCUGACAUCUGGCGAACUGUUAAAAAAAAAAAAAAAAAAACUCCAGCUCGAACUCUCAGAACAUUCCUGCUCACAGCACAGUUUCAGCAACCGUCAACACUUAGCUCUGUAGCUGCUGCCACAGCUUGGCAUUCACUUUUCCCGCAGCUUUGAACGUGUUUUUCCUUAAACCAAGGUGGACACUCGCUUUUCCUUAGUUCAAGUCUGGUUGUGUGAGACUUAAUCUCUGCUAUCUAGCAACAAUUGUGCACUGACAUAAAUGACAACACACUAACUGUGUUGCUUGUCUUCUCUGUUCGCUUGUCUUGUCACACUUCCGUGCUGCAUAAUGUGGAAUAUGUUGUGGUGUGCCAAUGACACCAAGACCAGGCUGAGGCUUGGUGCAGGAUCGGGCCAAUGUGUGGUGCAGGAUUGGUUUAAUGUUUGGUGCACGAUUGGGCCAAUGUCUAGUGCAGGAUCGGGCUAAUGUCUGAUGCAGGAUCGGGCCAAUGUCUGGUGCAGGAUUGGACCACUGUCUGAUGCAGGAUCAUGCUGAAGCCUCAUGCAGGAUUGGGCUAAAGCCUUGUGCAGGAUUGGGCCAAUGCCUGGUGCAGGAUUGGACCAGUGUCUGGUUUCAGUAUUGGACCAAUGUCUGGUGCAUAAUCAGGCUAAUGUCUGGCGCAGGAUCGGGCUAAAGCCUCGUGUUGGACCGGGCUAAGCCCAGGCCAGUGUCCAAUGUAGGUUAUCAUGUUUGGUGUCAUGGAAAUUCAUAGCAAAAAAACAAAAGACAAAAAUACAUUUGAAGCAUAAAAUAUAUUCCAUACAUGAAAGGAGGAUAGAGUUUGAUCAGUUUUUUUUUUCUGAAGCAUUCUCAUUGGUCCAAACUGAUAUUUGUGCACCGCUAAGACUCUCCAUAGUCCUUAAACUCCCACUCAUUCCUAAUGCAGGUGUUCAAAACUAAUCUCUACUCUGUGUGAACAGCAUCAGUAAAGUAUUGUAAAGUGCUGUCGUAUUGGGACUGAGGUUGGAUAUGGUUCAGAGACUUUACAAGAAGGCUUGUUAUUAACUCACCACUUUGUGUUGGUUUUAGGGGGAUGGUAAUGCUUUCUCUGGAAAAUUUGACAAAAAAUGACCAAGGUUCCACUUUCUCCCUUGUACAAAUUAAUAUAAAUAAAUAUAUAUAAAUAUAUAUUAUACAUUUUACUCAUUUUUGUCCAGUUUUGUAUAUUACACUCAUGUAAAGUUUGUUUUUAAAAGAGGCAUCGGAGCAGCUAUUACAAGACAAUAUGAGAAUAUGUUCAUCUGGGAGAAUUUUAUGCAUGUUAUAUUUUCUCUUUUUCUCUCUCUCUAUCUCUCUCUCUGUCUCUUUUAAUACCCCCCGACCCCCCUGUUCAGGUGUGUAACGUGAAUAUAAAGAAAUCUACCUUUUCUUUGGAAUGUUGUAGACAAUCAGUCUCAGGCUGGGUCCAGUCCCUGCAGGGAGUGAGAGCCCUGUAGGCUGAUAGACAAACAAAAAACUAUUUUUGUUUGACAAUUAAAAAACUUUUAUUUGCAUCUACUGGAAGUCUAAAUUUGGAGGUUUGUUCAUUCAUAUGUUCGUGGCUGCUCAAGUUUACACACACACUUCUCUACUACACUCAAAACACAAACACCUCGUGCAUUUGAUCCCUCUGCUUUUUUUUUUUUUUUUCCAAGG